GUGAAGGGCCUCGUGAACAUUGCACACUGUAGGGGGCGUUACCUUUAACUGUCUAUGGGCGUUACGCCACUUUGUGAGUGCUUUGCGGUUGGCUUUUUGUUCGAAGAAGCGAACCACCCUGCUGCUGCUGGGUCAACCAAGUGAUCACUGGACUCCGAUGUAGACGACUCAUGACAACAUUAGACCAACGCGGAAGACGGACAGAAGGUUUUGACAGGGACUAUAUUACAGUCAUUGUAUGGGACAAAACAGUUUACAGGGUGCCAGAAUGACUUCCCCUGUCCGUGUCAUCGUGGUGGGAGCUGGCAGUCGAGGGGAGAUCUACUCCCAGUAUGCAUCUAUCCACCCUGAUCGCGUUAAGGUUGUUGGAGUAGCUGAUCCAAGGAAAUUUGCUCGCACUAAACUUCAACAACAACACAAAAUUGUAGAUGAAAACAUAUUUGAAGACUGGCAGGGUAUAGUUGAAAAAGAGAGGUUUGCAGAUGCAGUGCUAAUUUGUACUCCAGACCGCCUUCAUAAGGAACCUGCGGUGGCCUUUGCAAAGAAGGGUUACCACAUUCUGCUGGAGAAACCAAUGGCAACAACUGCUGAAGACUGCAAAGCAAUUGUGGAGGCUUGCACUCAGGGUGGCGCGAUGCUAUCAGUGGGUCAUGUUCUUCGGUAUGAUCCUGUCAUCCACAAAAUAAAGGAGCUGAUAGAUGCUGGAGUCAUAGGUGAUGUGAUACACAUUCAGCACCUAGAGCCGGUUGGGUUUUACCACUUUGCUCACUCGUUUGUUCGGGGGAACUGGAGGAAUGAAGCAGAGAGCUCUUUUGCUCUUUUGGCUAAAUCGUGCCAUGACAUUGACCUAAUCCAUCACUGGGCUGGAGCACGCAGGUGUGUGAAAGUGUCAUCAUUUGGAUCUGUCAGCCACUUCAGAAAAGAAAACAAGCCAACAGGUGCUGGAAAUCGCUGCCUGGAUUGUUCAGUAGAAAGAGACUGUCCAUACUCAGCAUGCAAAAUCUACCUGGAUAGAGUGAAACGGGGUCACACUGGCUGGCCUGUUUCAGUCAUAUGUCCAAGCUCGUUCCCAGACAUCGAGUCAGUAACUGAGGCCCUGAGGACUGGACCAUAUGGCCGCUGUGUCUACGAGUGUGACAAUGACGUCUGCAGUAACCAGGUUGUUAACAUGGAGUUUGAAGGGGGUCUGACGGCAGCCUUUUCCAUGGUGGCUUUUACUGAGGAGAUGUGCAAGCGAAAAACAACCAUCUAUGGCAGCAAGGGGGAGCUGUCAUGUGACAGCCAUGAGGUACACGUGCAUGACUUUCUGACCCAAAGAUCCACAAAACACACCGCACACAAUGACGCCCCAAGGCAGUUUGGCUUAAGUGGACAUGGUGGAGCAGACUACCACCUUAUGGAUGCCUUUAUUUCUGCUGUGGCAACAAACAAUCCAUCCCUGAUCUGUGCGGGUCCUAAGGAGACGCUGAUGAGCCAUUUGCUGGUGUUUGAAGCCGAGCGUUCACGACUGGAGAGCAGGGUGGUGUACUGUAGUGACACUGGCCAGAGCUAGACGACUGAAAAACACAUUGACAUCAAACUGAUCUCACCU
Messenger RNA from Etheostoma cragini (Arkansas darter), 1591 nucleotides. RefSeq lists its product as uncharacterized. Bases 239 to 1552 code for a protein of 437 amino acids. The record is from RefSeq and is a predicted model, not a curated record. Gene Ontology annotation, molecular function: nucleotide binding. The transcript is spliced from 14 exons. Lineage: Eukaryota; Metazoa; Chordata; Actinopteri; Perciformes; Percidae.